AUGGACCCCGAAGAACUCUAUACCAAACAAAAUUGCAUUGGAGGUGGAAGCUUUGGAAAGGUGUACAAAGGAGUCGACAAGCGGACUGGGCAAGCCGUGGCCAUCAAGGUCAUCGAUGUGGAAAAUGCUGAAGAUGAAGUUGAAGACAUCAUACAAGAAAUAUCUAUACUGUCGGAGCUGCAGUCUCCGUACGUGACCAAAUAUCAUGGCUCGUUCCUGAAGGGGUCAGAUCUCUGGAUCAUUAUGGAAUUUUGCUCUGGUGGGAGUUGCUCAGACCUCAUGAGACCUGGCCACAUUCACGAAGAUUACAUCUGCAUCAUCAUUCGCGAACUGCUGCUGGGUCUGGACUACUUGCAUACAGACAAGAAAUUACAUCGAGACAUCAAAGCCGCCAACAUUCUUCUGGGGCAGAAUGGGCAAGUGAAGCUGGCCGACUUUGGUGUGUCGGGACAAUUGUCAGCUACCAUGACCAAGAAAAACACCUUCGUCGGCACCCCCUUCUGGAUGGCUCCCGAGGUCAUCAAGCAGUCUGGCUAUGAUCACAAAGCAGACAUCUGGUCACUGGGCAUCACGGCCAUCGAGCUUGCGCAAGGAGAGCCUCCGUAUGCCGACAUACAUCCGAUGAAAGUGUUGUUUCUCAUUCCUAAAAAUCCUCCGCCAACUUUGCAUGGGAAUUUCUCCAAGACGUUCAAGGACUUUGUUGAGCUCUGUCUAAGACGAGAUCCUCGGGAGCGACCGUCGGCGAAGGAACUAUUGAAACACCCUUUCGUGCGCAAGGCAAAGAAGACGACUUACCUGACCGAGCUCAUCGAGAGAAAUGAAAGAUACAUGGCCACUCGCGGUAACCGAUCCUCAGACGACGAAGAUGAGGACGAAGAAGAGUCCCGGGGGCCUUACCCUUCAGCCUCGGAAAAUGAAGAUCUUUGGGACUUUGGGACCGUGAGACCAGCAGGUGGUCGAGCGGUGGGACUUCGCCCGAUGAACGAUUCCGACACCAAUGCCCGCGCCUCGACUGACAUGUCGACUAGCAAAAGCAAGUCUGAAUGGGACGAGACACUCAAGGCUCCAUCCUCCCCUCAAAAAUCGCCCGUCAAAUCUGCCUUUCCAACCCCGGCCAAGGUGCCGCUUCCACCAUCCCCAACGAAGAGCACUGGAUCGUCGUCCAGCGAGGCUCCUGGCCCUUAUAUCCAUAUACACGUUGCACAGUCUACAAACACCCCCAACACCCCCGGCGCCCCUCUUGCUAACAAGGGUGGCCCAUCACUGCCACAUAAAGAUAGCCCUGGAUCCAAUGAGUAUAACAAGGCCUUCCAAGCGCAAUUGGCCAAAGACAUGGGAUUUUUGAAGAUCAAUGGGGGAGACAGUCCAACGACCCAGGUACCUGAAGGGCAAACUCCGCCAGGGCAAAAGCCCCGCAUGCUCAUUCCAGAGAUUCCACCUUUCAAGGGAAAUCCAGGCAGAGGCGCGCCCUUCCAGAAAAAUGAAACACCGACCACUUCCAAGCCUACCGGGCAAAAGCCCCUCCCCGCCUUCUCGCCGAAAGAUCUUCCCUCCAUUCCACAAGCCCCUUCCACAGCAUCGAUGACCAACCAGCAGCCGCUGCCGCCCUUGACGAGUAAGAUCAGCCACCAAGCUGCAACAGCCGCGACUCCAAAUAGCACAUCCUCGAAAACGAACAACACACCGGCACAGACUAGGCAACAGGAUCCGAACCAAGGAGCUGAUGUAAAGCAAGACCCCAACCAAGGACUUACUGCACUAGACUCUGUCCUCAUUCCAGCACUCGAGGCAGCCAUGCACCGUCGAACAUAUAUGUUGAAGGAACUCGCACGCACUACUCAACUCGGCCCCUCCGCUGCAGCCGAAAUGCACCAACAAAGAGUUCAGACCCAUGAGAAGGUCAGAAGAUUGGCCGCCAAAGCUGUGGGGAUCCUCCAUGAGAUUCAACGAUGUGAUGAGGAGUGUCCCGUGGGUAUGGGUGGUGGAGUGACCGAGUUUUUGGAAGGGUUUUUGGAGGAGAUCCUGGUGAGAGUAGAGGCAGCAGAUGAGCCAUUACCGAGUCCAAGGAAGGCAUGA
Capronia epimyces CBS 606.96 is the source of this 2076-nucleotide messenger RNA. RefSeq names its product STE/STE20/YSK protein kinase. The transcript has a single exon. The coding region runs from base 1 to 2076 and encodes 691 amino acids. NCBI's taxonomy places the organism in Eukaryota, Fungi, Ascomycota, Eurotiomycetes, Chaetothyriales, Herpotrichiellaceae. Gene Ontology annotation, biological process: protein phosphorylation. The record is from RefSeq and is a predicted model, not a curated record. Gene Ontology annotation, molecular function: protein kinase activity; ATP binding.